Messenger RNA from Xiphophorus hellerii (green swordtail), 1531 nucleotides. Its product is annotated as gastrula zinc finger protein XlCGF57.1-like. Lineage: Eukaryota; Metazoa; Chordata; Actinopteri; Cyprinodontiformes; Poeciliidae. The transcript has 3 exons. Gene Ontology annotation, biological process: regulation of transcription by RNA polymerase II. Gene Ontology annotation, cellular component: nucleus. The record is from RefSeq and is a predicted model, not a curated record. The annotation marks the transcript as partial. Gene Ontology annotation, molecular function: DNA-binding transcription factor activity, RNA polymerase II-specific.
UGUUGAUGAGCAAGCAGACCACACUGAAUCAGAACCAAACAGGAACCAAGUCAUCUUCCAGGAAGCUGCUGAAGCUGAGAACCAAAAUCAGGAAAGAAGAAAACCUUUCUCAAGUGUCAUCUGUAAAAAGCGUUUGUCUUUCAAAUCCGUUUUUGAUGCUCACAUGAAAACUCAUACGGGUCAAAAGCCGUUUUCAUGUGUGACCUGUUUAAAAAGUUUUAUUCGAAAACGGGCUUUAACUCAGCACAUGAUGAUUCAUACUGGUGAAAAGCCGUUUUCAUGUGUGACCUGUGGAAAAAGUUUUGGUCAAAAACCGCAUUUAACUAAGCACAUGAUGAUUCACACUGGUGAAAAGCCGUUUUCAUGUGUGACCUGUGGAAAAAGUUUUGGUUAUAAACCAGCUUUAACUCAGCACAUGAUGAUUCACACUGGUGAAAAGCCGUUUUCAUGUGUGACCUGUGGAAAAAGUUUUGGUUAUAAACCAGCUUUAACUCAGCACAUGAUGAUUCACACUGGUGAAAAGCCGUUUUCAUGUGUGAACUGUGGAAAAAGUUUUGGUUGUAAACUGGCUUUAACUCGGCACAUGAUGAUUCACACUGGUGAAAAGCCGUUUUCAUGUGUGAACUGUGGAAAAUGUUUUAGUCACAAACAGCAUUUAACUAAGCAUAUGAUGAUUCACACUGGUGAAAAGCCGUUUUCAUGUGGAAAUUGUGGAAAAAGUUUUUGUCAAAAACAACAUUUAAUUCGGCACAUGAGGAUUCACACUGGUGAAAAGCCGUUUUCAUGUGUGACCUGUGGAAAAAGUUUUGGUUAUAAACUGGCUUUAACUCAGCACAUGAGGAUUCACACUGGUGAAAAGCCGUUUUCAUGUGUGACCUGUGGAAAAAGUUUUGGUUAUAAACCGGCUUUAACUCGGCACAUGAUGAUUCACACUGGUCAAAAGCCGUUUUCAUGUGUGACCUGUGGAAAAAGUUUUGGUUAUAAACCGGCUUUAACUCAGCACAUGAUGAUUCACACUGGUGAAAAGCCGUUUUCAUGUGUGACCUGUGGAAAAAGUUUUAUUCGAAAACAGAGUUUAACUCAGCACAUGAUGAUUCAUACUGCUGAGAAGCCGUUUUCAUGUGUGAACUGUGGAAAAAGUUUUAUUCGAAAACAGGAUUUAACUCAGCACAUGAUGAUACAUACUGGUGAAAAGCCGUUUUCAUGUGUGAACUGUGGAAAAAGUUUUAUUCGAAAACAGGAUUUAACUCAGCACAUGAUGAUUCACACAGGUGAAAAGCCGUUUUCAUGCGUGACCUGUGGAAAGGGUUUUCGUCAAAAACAGGAAUUAACUCGUCACAUGAUUAUUCACACAGGUGAAAAGCCGUUUUCAUGCGUGACCUGUGGAAAGGGUUUUCGUCAAAAACAGGAAUUAACUCGUCACAUGAUUAUUCACACUGGUGAAAAGCCGUUUUCAUGUGUGACCUGUGGAAAAAGUUUUAUUCGAAAACAGGAUUUAACUGGACACAUGAGGAUUCACACAGGUGAAAAG